Messenger RNA from Penicillium oxalicum, 492 nucleotides. RefSeq lists its product as uncharacterized. The record is from RefSeq and is a predicted model, not a curated record. The transcript has a single exon. The coding region runs from base 1 to 492 and encodes 163 amino acids. Lineage: Eukaryota; Fungi; Ascomycota; Eurotiomycetes; Eurotiales; Aspergillaceae.
AUGGAUCGAGUCUGGCGAAUGAUGGUCCCCUCCGUAAACCGCAGCCCGCUGCCGACGGCAUUCGUCGUCAAGCUGGCAAGUUCCGUUCGCGUUGCGGACUCGCGGUUUACCCCGGAAGUUUUCGGGCCUUCCCCAGAGCUCCCCUCAGCCGAGGCUCAAAUGCUUCAGUUCCAUUCCCCACAGUUUUCUGCAGGACCGAAUCUUGACCACCGCCUUCCUCGACACGACGCUAGACUCUGGACCAUGCAAAGAGUGACGCUGAUAACCUUGUCUUUGUUGCUUUUUCUUUGUCUUUCUCUUUUUCUUGUGGCUUUCUUUGGAUUUUCGUCUUUCACGCGUCAAAUAAGGGGAAGAGACGACAUGGUACCAUGUGCCAAUGUGGGGAAUCUAUCCAGCAUGGGGUCCAGUAGUAUGGAGCUGCGACGAUGGAGUCAUGGAUGGAGGCUGCGCUCUUUUCUACCGAGUAUCGGCGGUCGACGUGACGGUGAUUGA